AUGUCGCGAAGUGCGACUCACUGCGACACUGCGACACGGUGGCACUGCCGGCACGUAGCCAAGAUGGAGAGGAUAGAAGGACAAGUAAAUGACGGGGAUACUAUUCUUGUGGACCAUAGCGAUGGCCGAACGUUUUUCGUGAAGGUGGAAUCGGGCAAGCGCGUGAACAUCGGCAAGACAAGCUGCAAGAUGUCCUACCUCCUCAACGCCCCGUACGGCGCGGUGUUCGAGCUGGACGGCAACAGGCUGGUCCGCGUGGACGGAGAGCUGGUAGAAGCGGAGGAGGAGCCUCCGGGGGUAGUGGAAGAGGUCACCGCGGCGGCGCUGGCGUCGGACGUUCGCCCACAGGACAAUCGAGGGUUCACGGACACCAACACCGCUCAAAAGCUUACCGAGGAGGACAUCCACAAGAUGAAGAACGAGGGGAAGGGAGGGCGGGCAAUCAUUCAGGCUCUAAUGGACAACAGCGACACCUGGGGGAACAAGACACAGUACAGCCAAGCGAAAUGGCUCAAGCGCAAGCAGCAGAAGUAUCGGCCGCGCGUUCGCGUGGUGCGGGUCACGGGCCGUACCAUGUGCGACGCGUACUUCGCCAAGAACCGCGAGAAAGUUAGCAAUUUGCGGAGCGACGCGUUGGCUCUGGUCCUAACUCACGCCAAUGUCUUCGCGGGCUGCCAGGCUCUGGUCCUGGAUACUUGCAUGGGGGUGGUGACUGCAGCCAUGCUAGAGCGCAUGGGCUGCCAGGGGCGUAUUUUCGCCCUGUAUGCGCAGAGCCAGCCGAGCAUGGAUGCGGUGCGCAAGUUCGAUCAUGCCGAGAAGAACCUCCUCAAGUGCCUGCUGCCGCUGCACACGAGCGAGCUCGGUCGGCUGUCGAUCCCGGAGUCGGAGCGAGAGGCUGACCCUGUGGAUGACGGGGGGCCCGGGGACAGCCGCACCGAGGAGGAGGCGCUGGCGGAGUAUAGGACGGUCAUGGACGACCACGGGGUGCCCGAGAAGGAUCGACCGGCCAGGAUCGAGAGGAAACUGGCCAGGAUGCGGCGGAAUAAGCACAGGCCAGCGCCGCGGCAGGUCCGGGACUGGCUGCGGCAGGGGUGCGACUGCCUGGUGAUCGCUUGCAAGUUCGACCCCAUAGCUGCCGUCGACGCCAUGCUCCCGCACCUCACGCCGUCCAGACCCUUCGCGAUCUACUCGGAGUUCAUAGAGGUCCUGCCAGGGCGAACGCACCCUCUCAACAACAUGUCGAGCUGCGGCGGGUACGUUCUCACGGGGAUCAAGAUCACCAACAACCGGGACCCUCGUGGAGUUAUCCCGAAAGCGAGAAUCCCCGACAUGGCCAAGAGGCACAAGAAGAAGCGGUACAAGAGGACCUAA
This is a messenger RNA of Ectocarpus siliculosus, 1371 nucleotides long. The record is from the annotation of a GenBank genome assembly. Lineage: Eukaryota; Phaeophyceae; Ectocarpales; Ectocarpaceae.